Molecule: messenger RNA, 2160 nt
Organism: Asparagus officinalis (garden asparagus)
Lineage: Eukaryota; Viridiplantae; Streptophyta; Magnoliopsida; Asparagales; Asparagaceae
Product: zinc finger CCCH domain-containing protein 13-like
Exons: 5
Coding region: 517-2049 (510 amino acids)
Source: RefSeq, a predicted model, not a curated record
GCUCUUUGGCUUCUCCUUUUCCUUUUGGUCUGUGUAAUAUGGCCGAAUGUCUCUUGGGAGUUCAUCUUCGUCAAACGGUCCGUAGUUUUUGGCCGCCUACUGCCCCCUUCAAAGUUUCUAGCAUCUCAAAAUCUAGAUCUCAGGAGACUUGGAAACCGACCAUCCGUCACUAUUAUCCCUACAAUAACUUAUACUAAAAGUUGCAAAUAAAUGAGGUAGAAAAGAUCAUUACUUGAUUGACCUCCCUUAAUCAAAUUUAUUGGGUCCUUCUUCAAUGACAGUAAAUACAAUAUUAGAUUAGAAACUGUUCAUAAAACAAUAGACAGGCGGAGAGAAUAGUAGAAACGUAUUUUAUUAACUCCUUAACCCGUGUCAUUAAUCCCCUGAUGCAUCUCGCCCUUGCAAAUAGGAGGCGUCAAGCAGCCUGACCGAGAAGCGACGGUAACCAGCCCAGCUAUCCUCCAAUACAAACCCUAACUCUACCUCCCUCCCCUCAAACCCUAGCCCUAGUUCCUCAUGGAGAUCGAAGAGCAUGAGCCCCUUCCCUCUCCUAGCAAGGAGCUCCAAUCGCCGUCGUCGGAUGCAGUGACGGGGGAGGGAGAGUCGAAGCGGCCGAAGCACCAUCACCAUCUCCACGAGGGCGACGAGGAUGGGGAGAAUAUUCUUGGAGUUCCCGCGGACAAUCGAAUGGUUGAGGAUGGGGGAUUGGAGGAAGGAGAGAUUGUUGAAGAAGGCGUGAUCAUUGAGGAAUCAGUACUCUCUGGAGAGGAUAGAUCUUACUCAGAUAAGGAACUGAAAGCAAUUGACUCUUACUCAAAUGCAUUGUACAGUCAAAAUAGAUGGGAAAAUGCUGAUGACUUAAUGAAUCAUGCAUCCUUAGUUAAACAUUGUGGGAUUGCAAGUAGAAAAACUGAAGCUAUUCCAAGAUAUGACCCUAUUGAUAAGGAUGAUGAUGCUGGUGAUGAUUACUUAAAAAGUAAAAUAAGGUCACUUGAUUCUGACUACGAUACAAGUAAUAGGGUGAAUAUGCAGGUGCGACAUGCAGUCAGAAACCAACCAAAUGAUGUAUAUAUGGAGAUGGACAGGGGCCCCAUGGAAAUGGAGAGGCGUAUUUUUCAUAACAAACAUGAUGGUCUAGAAGAGAGGUAUAGUGAUUAUGAUAGACGAAAAGGGAGGGAUAGAUAUGAUAGAUGGGAACCCAGAUGCAUUGAUCGUGGCAGAGAAUGGGACAGGAGUAAAGAACGCCGAGGGAGAAGAUAUAGUAUCUUUAGUAUGCAUGUUCGUGACAGAGAAAGAAGAGAAAGAGACAAAGGUAGUGUGGGACAUAGGUAUAUGUGGACACCAAGAGAUGUAAGCAGGGAGACGUAUAGAGAAAGGGACAGAUUAAGGGACGUGAAAAGCAGAAGGGAAAGUGACAGAUAUGGUUAUGAUAGAGAUAAGCGUCAAAUCAGGCACAGAGAGCUGAAGUUAGAUAGGGACAGAGAUCAUAAUGGGCAAAAGUAUGCGGAAAAGGGUCUGCAUAGAGAUAGAACAAGAUCAAAGAAUCCUGCUAGACAAUAUUUUCAUGAAGAAGAGGAGUCAUUAAGGGAGGAGGAUGAAGCAGACUAUCAAGAGAGAAUUGAAGAGCAACUUGCGAAACUGGAGGAUGAUCUUGACAAAAUUGAGGAAACCAGAAAAAGGAGACAAGCUAUCUCGGGAAAAUAUAAACAACAGCAGCUGCAAGAACAUGUUGAAUCUCCAUCACAAAAGAAUAAGGAAAUGCUUAAAGAUAAGUUAUGGGAGCUAGAUGCUGAGAGUUCUGGUGGCCAAGCUCCUGUUGGAGACACUGAUGCGAAUCAGGAUUCCUCUGAUGGUGAUGAUUAUGCUGCUGAUCCAUCAUUUGAUGUGGGGAAAUCUCCUUUACUUAAUGGUACCUCAGGCCUUGAGAAGAGAGGUGAUUCUGUGGGGCUUGGUGAGGGCAUUCCCAAGGACAAAGGGAUGAUUUACAAAUUGAGAGAAGUGGUCUUUAUGACAACUUGGAUGACGCAGAGGGUUACUGCAGUAAGAUGAGACUGGAAAGGGUGAGCCAAAAGAGGUUGCCAUAAAAAUCAUUCGCAGCAGUGAGACUAUGUGAGUAAAGCAUUGACUAAAUGCGUUCUUAAUCAGUAGUUUUUUUAUUUA